CCUUGAAAGUAUUAAAAAAUGUGACAAUACACACUUUACACUUCAUGUGCAUGGCGAAGAAACUCUAUGGUGUCCCUAUUGAGGAAUCUGACUUCUGCAACUAUCCGUCUUGGAUGUGCGAGUCCUCUGGAGGAGAGUCUGAUCGAACAUCACCACCAUCAACAUCAACAUCAACAUCAACACCACCAUCAACGUCAACAUCACCAUCAACAUCACCACCGACAUCAACAUCGCCAUCAACAUCACCACCAACAUCAACAUCACCACCAACAUCAACACCACAACCAACAACAAAAACAACAACACUGUCAACAACAACAACACCACAACCACCAAAAAUAACAAUACCCCAACUACAACCAACAACAGCAGCACCACCACCACCACCAGCAACAACAACAACAGCAACACCACCACCACAAACAAUAACAACAACAACACCAACAACAACAGCAACAGCUACAACAACAGCUACAACGCCUGAAGA
This is a messenger RNA of Scomber japonicus (chub mackerel), 487 nucleotides long. RefSeq lists its product as uncharacterized. Bases 67 to 342 code for a protein of 91 amino acids. Lineage: Eukaryota; Metazoa; Chordata; Actinopteri; Scombriformes; Scombridae. The record is from RefSeq and is a predicted model, not a curated record. The transcript is spliced from 4 exons.